AUGUCUCCUGACUGGUCCCCGCCCUCUCACCCAUACACCCUGAUUGGCAGCAUCAUCAGUCAGGUGACGGGGAACGAUGUAGACUCGGGCCCCGCCCUGUCGUACUCUCUGCAGCUGGAGCCCGAGGCCCAGGGGCUGUUCUCCAUCCAGCGUUAUGGGGGGGCCCUCUCUCUGACCGGGGCCCUGGACUUCGAGAGCCGCUCCUGCUACACUCUGAUCAUUCGCUCGUCCGACUCCCGGCACCAGAACGAGGCCAACCUCACUCUGAUGGUCCAGGACGUCAACGACAACCGGCCCCAGUUCACCCAGCACCUGUACCAGGUACGACAGCACCUGUACCAGGUACGAUAG
Molecule: messenger RNA, 351 nt
Organism: Knipowitschia caucasica
Lineage: Eukaryota; Metazoa; Chordata; Actinopteri; Gobiiformes; Gobiidae
Source: the annotation of a GenBank genome assembly